AUGACGUUGAUUGUGGCUGUGGCUAUCAUGAUCACACUACCGAGGAUGACUGCAACCAUCUUACUGGCCGAGAUAUUCAGAUUGAAGAAUGUUGUCAAAACAGUGUUCAUCCCACUAUGGAAGCAUCCUGAAAAAGCCGCACUCAACGUAAAACCAAUACAGGCAACCGUAACGAGGAAGUUAGUCGCCAUAUCGACCGAGGAAGUUAAUCGCCAUAUCGACCGACGAGAUUGA
Molecule: messenger RNA, 234 nt
Organism: Anisakis simplex (herring worm)
Lineage: Eukaryota; Metazoa; Nematoda; Chromadorea; Rhabditida; Anisakidae
Source: the annotation of a GenBank genome assembly